AUGGCUUGCACCCGAACGCCUAUGGACGUCCCUUUCAUUUCUUCUGGAGCGUCCAGUAGGCGGCACUACACUCUCGUUCGUAACGUGGAGACCGCCCAGUCAGCACAGCAGGCCGACGAGUACAUAUUCGCUGAGGUUCGAUCCAUUCAAAGUCAAUUCAAUGACCCAAGGCUGUCUUUGCGGAGCUGCAAAGAACUUCUGAUUGUACUGCUCUAUUGCUAUAACGCGGUGACAACGAGCGGGCUAAAACAGGAGGCCUUAUACUUUGCGAUUCCCCAUGCGAUUAACUUGGCUGAAGCAGCUUCCAAUGCCAAGGACAAGCGGAUCGGCUAUCUGUUUUGUUCCGAAAUUAUGCCUCCCAACCACGAGUUACAACUCAUGCUUGUGAACACCUUGCGCAAGGAUUUAGAAGACUCUUCCCUCAUGCGAAUAUGCCUUGCCUUGGACAACCUCAUAGCUUCGUCAACAGAAGACGUGAUCCCCGCCGUGCAAGCCCGACUUCACGAUCUACUAGUUCAUAACUCACCUUAUAUUCGCCGUCGAGCCCUAUUGGUAUACAGGGCCUUGUCCAGACAUGAUCCCGACCUUAUGAAACCCAUCAUUCCCACCGUGAUGAAGAGAAUGAAAGACCAUGACCCUUCUGUGUCGGGUUCCGCCAUUGCGAUAUCGGCGUCAAUUAGUGAUAACCGCGACAUCCACAAGCUUACCAAUGAGCUUUUUUCCUCAGUAUCAACAAUCGGGCAUCCUGAGUCGAGGUACUGGCUGCUCACAAUUAUUCGAACACUCCGAAAUUUAGGCCUGAAUGAUACCAACCUGCCAAAUGUCAUUAGAUUAAUUCGAUCGGCUUCAACCAGUAAGGACUAUGGUCUGCUCCGUGAAGCAGCACUACUUCUUGGAGAGAUAAGAAACGAGGCGUUUUUUAACGUCGCGAUGUCAUCCAGGCGGGCCCCGGUCGAGAGCAUAAGGGAGAUCCUCGUGUCCCGAGAACCGAACGAACAAUACCUCUUCCUAUCAUGUCUCGAGUGUGUCCACCCCAUGUGGUGGGCAGGAAUCACACCUGAAUGUCCCGCCGUCUUAGAGGAAUGGGAAGUAGAACGAUUCAUGCAGCUGCUCGACUCUGCUGAUCCGUUGAUUCGGCGCAAGGCAAAUCCCAUUCUAACUAUGACUCUGAAAAUUCUUAACAGAGUCGACCCUGACAUCAUUUCGGCGUAUUAUGCUCAGUCUGUGCGGGCACUGCCGGCCGAAAUGCCAUACAAUAACAAAGUGGAAUCUACAUGGCGGUUAUUAGAAGUGUUACAAGUACAGUUUGCAGGUGAUGGAGAGCAGUAUAGUCGCCAGACUCUGGAACUCUUCAGGCAUGUCGAAUCGGUAGGUCCGUCGGACUCCCAACGUGUCCUGGAUGCUGCAGUCGAGAAAGUUCUGUCAUUUAUUAGAGACAGCAGCUCGAUGUUCCAGAUCGCAUCUUCCACCGUAUUUUUGGCUCGCCUCACGGACGGUGAAGACAUGGGCCCGACGAUGAUGGUCAUCGUCGCUGCUCUCGGAUGUGAAUACUGCGAACUAUUGUCUUUGCCUCCAAAGGAUGUUUUGAAUGCUCUGUCGUCGAGGCUGGCCUCCUCAACUGCGUCCAUCCAAGAUGUCUGUCUAGUCUCGAUGCUCCGAAUUAGUGCAGAAUGCGACACAGUGCCCGAAGAGGUCAAACUUGCGGUGUCCGGGUUGGCUGAGACUUCUAGACAAUAUAUCCGACGACGCUGCGAACAGUUUUUGAAGCUCUCAACGCAAAAAGAUGUACUGAAGUCGAUCUUGCGCUCUGCUAGAUCACUGACGCUUCCUCAUGUUCUGGAGGCAUUGGUGCAACAAGGCUCGAAGUUGAGCUCGACCUCUCUGCCAACGUCACCCCAAAAGCCAUCUGGGAGUCUCUCGCUCACCGCAUCUCCAUCUUUGGGAGCUAGCAAGCUGCGAUACGAUGCAUACGAGAAACCUGCACCCAUUCCUCGACUACGCGGUCGCCGACCAUCAAGUGUCCGCAGUGAAUCAACGUCCGGUUCUAAUCCCGCACUCUCGAGAACGGUCACCGCUGGGGAUCUGGCCUUGGCCGCGCAGGAGUUUGAGAUGAUGUCUUUGUCUUCACCACAAACACGACCAACAGACCAGGUCGCACGGCCCGACCUUAUUGCAUUCGACACACCGUUUAUCAGUGAUCCCGAUCCGACUGACUUUGAAACCAGCUGGAACGCCCUUGGCCCAUCGACUUCAGCGCGAGGGUGGUUUGAAGGUUCAGUGGACAUCCUCCUGGAACGCUUGAAGGGUGUGGACGGGAAUGAGAUCAAAGUCUUUCCUGCGGGUGAACCGCCGUUUGAAGGGGAAGUGAAGGUCAUUCUGCAGCAGUCAUCCGAAACGGUUCUUCGGCUUCGUGCGAGUGACGACGGUGGUUGUUUAUGGCGGCUACGAUGUGGUGACGCGCAGUUGCGUGUAAGGAUUAAGCGUGCCCUGGUGGAGGAGUAA
Molecule: messenger RNA, 2502 nt
Organism: Desarmillaria tabescens
Lineage: Eukaryota; Fungi; Basidiomycota; Agaricomycetes; Agaricales; Physalacriaceae
Product: armadillo-type protein
Exons: 16
Coding region: 1-2502 (833 amino acids)
Biological process (GO): intracellular protein transport; vesicle-mediated transport
Cellular component (GO): membrane coat
Molecular function (GO): cargo adaptor activity
Source: RefSeq, a predicted model, not a curated record